AUGAGUCCAAAGGUGCAAGGUGCACUGAAAAUCAACAAGGAAUCUCAAACGAUUAAGAAAUCAACGAGCAAGGCACAGCAGAAGGAGCCUCUGAUUAUCUACACGCAAUCUCCCAGGAUCAUUCAGACUAACUCUCGUCACUUCAUGGAGCUCGUCCAGAAGCUAACCGGAAUCUUCCGCUCCGAUCCCGACGAUACUGCCGACGCCGACGCAUGCAAACCGACGACGCCUCUGUUGAAGGAGGAUUCGGAGGAGAACGAGGAAGCAGCAUCGGUAAUCACGGCGGAGGAGGACAACUGCAAUAUUAGCAUGGGUGAGGUGAAGUCCAGUUUCGUGGCAUUGGAGCCUCCGCUCAUCCCUAAUUAUGUCAAUAAUUUUUCAGUAUUUGAAUCCGAUUUCUUCAGCUCCACUGAUCCGUUUUUGAAUUUUGCGGAUCCGUUGUUGUUCUGA
This is a messenger RNA of Sphenostylis stenocarpa, 450 nucleotides long. Lineage: Eukaryota; Viridiplantae; Streptophyta; Magnoliopsida; Fabales; Fabaceae. The record is from the annotation of a GenBank genome assembly.